CACUCGCAUCCAUCACCAACCGUUCUACAGCAUAUACGGCAUAUACAGCAUCUCCCUCAACCCGCAACCUCCACCUCACCUCGAGAACAACAAAUCCGAUGGUCCCCCAGAACAGGGUCCCCAACCCUGGACAGACCCUUCCCCCUCCCCCACCACCACCUUGAGAGCAGCAACACAGCAGCACCACGCACACCAAGCUCACAAUCAACCAACCAACCCACCUACCUAUUUCCUCAGCAUACAAAAUGACCUACCCCUCCACCCCGACCCCCUCGGGGUUCCCCCCCUCCUCCUCCGGCCUAUCCUCCACCACCUCCCCAUUCACAACCCCACUCACCCAAAACACCGCCCCGGUCAUCAAACACCGCUGCCUCUUCACGCACGACACGCGUCGCAAGGCCAAACGCUGGCAGGACGGGUACCUGCGCUACCACACCUUCAACAAACGCAUCAUGGCCUACGACACGAGCGGCAACUUCAUCGGAGAUCUGCACUGGCGCCAGGACGCGGCCGUGCAGGACGGCGACGAGCUCGAGCUAGAUCGCGGCGUCUUGGUGCAGGUCUGUGAGGCGGUGGGGCGCUCGGAGACGGAUCUGGGGGCUGUGCUGUCGCAUUCACAUCCGACUUCGCAUUCGAAUGGGGUGGGGGGUGGAGGGAAUGGGAAGAGAGGGUUUGGUGCUGCGAGUACGCAGGGCUCGUUGGCGGGGUCACAACAGCAGCAGCAGCAGUCUAUGCGGUCUUUGAAUGAUUUGCUGGGGAUAAAGAAGACAACGCCGGCUUUGGGGGGAACGGGCUCGGGGACUUCGGGGACAGCUGCGACGCGAGUUAUGCAAGGUCCGGAUCGCGGGGGCGGAGAGCUGUCGGCUGCGCGUGCUGCGAAACGGCAGAGGGUUGAUGGUGGUUUGGGUUCGGGUUCGGGUGCUGUGGAAGGAGGAUUGUUCGCGCAGCAGCAGAUCCCCUCUCGUCGUGUACUGGCUCAGCCGGUUCAGCCUCGACCGCGGCCGGCGGUCGUUGACCUGACGGGUUCGUCGACUGCGCUGGUGACGAAUCCAGGUGCUACUGCUACCGCGACUGCUACAUCCACAAGGCUGCAGAGCCACGAUCUUGGACGACAAAGAGCCGACCAGAGGACAAGUGUACAAGCUGCUACUACGAGGAGCAUGUCUCGCGAAGAGGGGAGUACCAUUCCUCCUCAACGACAAGCAUUGCGCAAUCAGAACAGCAAUCCUCCACAGCUACCGUCGUCACGCGAAGAGAGCAACUCAGCGCCAGAAGAGCCACCCGUCCUUCUCCGACUCUCGACCAGCAAACCCCGCAAGAAACUCAUGUACUCGGCCCUACUCCCCGGUGGCGGUGGAAAAGUCGCCAAACCAGCUUCAUCCGCACCAGCACCAGCACCAGCCAAAAACAACAACAACCCUCCACCCCCCGCACAACCACCCACAACCACCGCCGCCACUCCACCAAAACCCCACGACUUCACCCCCUCGACCUCAACCCAAACCAUCCUCAACGACCUAAUCACCGCACCACCACGCGUCCCGCCCAACCCAAGAAACCACACUCCCACAACCACAAAACCAAACAUAAACCCGCUCAACCCCAAGCCCAACCCAAGAUCGAACAUCCCAACGCACACCAGCCUCCGCAAGUCCUACUCCGACCCCACCGCCCUAACCACCACCACCGUCCACAGACCCAACCAUCCAACCCUCCCAGACCCCGCCGGCGAUGACCCCUUUGACCAAGGGCCCUGGACCCGCGAGGCCCUGGAUCUCUUUGAUUUCUGGCCAGCGGGGCGGGCGAAGCCUGUUUAGUUGACCCCCAUCCAAUUCAUUAAGUUGUUGGGGGGUUGAUGGGAGAGGAUGAGAUGGGGGCUGGGUGGGUAAUAGAAGCGGAGCUGUACGGCUAUAUAUGCCGCAUGCCCUGCCCUGUCCUGUCCUCUGCAGGAUGGGAGUGGAUGGAU
Molecule: messenger RNA, 1966 nt
Organism: Aspergillus fijiensis CBS 313.89
Lineage: Eukaryota; Fungi; Ascomycota; Eurotiomycetes; Eurotiales; Aspergillaceae
Product: DNA helicase ZGRF1-like domain-containing protein
Exons: 1
Coding region: 246-1817 (523 amino acids)
Biological process (GO): double-strand break repair
Cellular component (GO): site of double-strand break; nucleus
Source: RefSeq, a predicted model, not a curated record